GAACUUGUUUCUGUAUAUUAUUGCAUAAACUUGGUGAAUCUUUUUAAAAGCAAAUAGGAAAAAAUGAAUGAUUUAUUCUCUAGUUCGUUCAAGAAGUACACGGACCUGAAGCAACAGGCCCAAAUGGAUGAUGUUGAGGCAGGUAAAGAGACGAUGAACCUCGAUAAGUUCUUCGAGGAUGUCGAAAAUGUCAAAGAUGACAUGAAAGGCGUAGAGACUCUUUACAAGAGCCUUCAGGAUUCGAACGAAGAAUGCAAAACGGUACACAAUGCCAAGAAAGUGAAGGAACUCCGAGCAAAGAUGGAUGGAGAUGUCGCUCAGGUCCUCAAGAGAGUCAAGAUCAUCAAACAAAAGCUCGAGGCGCUUGAAAAAGCGAAUGCUAAUAGCCGUAAUGUCCCUGGUUGUGGCCCUGGCUCUUCCACCGAUAGGACCAGGACGUCUGUUGUUAGUGGACUCGGGAAAAAGCUUAAGGACUUGAUGGAUAGUUUUCAAGGUUUGCGUGCGCGGAUGAAUGCUGAGUAUAAAGAAACCGUAGAACGCAGAUAUUUCACGAUAACCGGAGAACAGGCAGACGAACAGACGAUUGAGAACUUGAUUUCGAGCGGUGAAAGCGAGAAUUUUCUCCAGAAAGCGAUACAAGAACAAGGGAGAGGCCAAAUAUUAGACACCAUAUCAGAGAUUCAAGAGAGACACGACGCGGUAAAAGAGAUAGAGAAGAAUCUUAUAGAGCUUCACCAAGUGUUCUUAGACAUGGCGGCUCUAGUGGAAGCACAAGGUCAGCAACUAAAUGACAUAGAAAGCCACGUGUCAAAGGCGAGCUCGUUCGUGAGAAGAGGGACAGACCAGCUUCAAGAUGCAAGAGAGUACCAAAAGAGCUCGAGGAAAUGGACUUGUUAUGCCAUUCUUCUCUUCAUAGUCGUUUUCAUUUUGCUUCUCAUACCAGCCUUACCUCAUAUCAUGCUCAUGUUGAAGUGAUUUUUUUGGAUAGAAUCUUGUCUAUAAUUGUUUGUUCUCAUCUUAUUAUAAAUGGUAAGUUUAGCU
Molecule: messenger RNA, 1041 nt
Organism: Arabidopsis arenosa
Lineage: Eukaryota; Viridiplantae; Streptophyta; Magnoliopsida; Brassicales; Brassicaceae
Source: the annotation of a GenBank genome assembly